UUACGAAACUGGGAGUAUUAAGCCUGGAGUGAUUGGAGGAUCAAAACCAAAGGUCGCCACACCCAAAGUCGUUGAAAAAAUUGCAGAGUACAAACGCCAAAAUCCCACCAUGUUUGCCUGGGAGAUCAGGGAUAGACUCCUUGCUGAGCGAGUGUGUGACAACGACACUGUGCCCAGCGUCAGUUCAAUUAACAGGAUCAUACGGACGAAGGUGCAGCAGCCACCCAAUCAGCAGGUCCCAGCCUCCAGUCACAGCAUAGCCUCCACGGGGUCUGUGACCCAGGUGUCCUCCGUCAGCACCGACUCCGCCGGUUCGUCCUACUCCAUCAGCGGAAUCCUGGGAAUCGCCUCCCCCGGCACCGAGAACAACAAGCGCAAGCGGGAUGAAGGUAUUCAGGAAUCUCCAGUACCAAAUGGCCAUUCUCUCCCGGGAAGAGAUUUUCUUCGGAAACAGAUGCGAGGAGACCUUUUCACCCAGCAGCAGCUCGAAGUGUUGGAUCGAGUCUUCGAGAGGCAACAUUAUUCCGACAUUUUCACAACAACUGAGCCCAUCAAACCAGAGCAGGCAACUGAAUACUCAGCCAUGGCAUCGUUAGCUGGGGGAUUAGACGACAUGAAGGCCAAUAUAACCAGCCCUACUUCUGCAGAUUUGGGAGCGAGCGUUCCGGGGCCUCAAUCGUAUCCUAUUGUCACAGGUCGCGAGCUGGCAAGCACAACCCUCCCAGGAUACCCUCCGCACGUCCCGCCUGCCGGACAGGGCAGCUACUCCACUCCAGCGCUGACAGGAAUGGUGCCUGGGAGCGAGUUUUCUGGGAGCCCAUACAGCCACCCACAAUAUUCAACGUACAACGACUCCUGGAGGUUUCCCAACCCUGGACUCUUGGGCUCCCCGUACUACUACAGCGCUGCAGCCCGCGGGGCAGCCCCGCCGGCGGCCGCCGCUGCCUACGACCGCCACUGACGCCGGAGCCCCGGGCACCGGCGAUGACUGCAUGCACCGCCUGGAACAA
Aquila chrysaetos chrysaetos is the source of this 1010-nucleotide messenger RNA. It is a transcript of the gene PAX5, whose product is annotated as paired box 5. The coding region runs from base 110 to 961 and encodes 283 amino acids. Gene Ontology annotation, molecular function: RNA polymerase II cis-regulatory region sequence-specific DNA binding; DNA-binding transcription factor activity, RNA polymerase II-specific. Lineage: Eukaryota; Metazoa; Chordata; Aves; Accipitriformes; Accipitridae. The transcript has 8 exons. Gene Ontology annotation, biological process: regulation of transcription by RNA polymerase II; anatomical structure development. The record is from RefSeq and is a predicted model, not a curated record.